AUGGUGUGCACCAGGAAGACCAAAACUUUGGUGUCCACUUGCGUGAUCCUGAGCGGCAUGACCAACAUCAUCUGCCUGCUCUACGUGGGCUGGGUCACCAACUACAUCGCCAGCGUGUAUGUGCGGGGGCAGGAGCCGGCGCCCGACAAGAAGCUGGAGGAAGACAAAGGGGACACCCUGAAGAUUAUUGAGCGGCUGGACCACCUGGAGAAUGUCAUCAAGCAGCACAUCCAAGAGGCUCCCGCCAAGCCCGAGGAGGCCGAGGCUGAGCCCUUCACAGACUCCUCUCUGUUUGCACACUGGGGCCAGGAGCUUAGCCCCGAAGGCCGGCGCAUGGCCCUGAAGCAGUUCCAGUACUACGGCUACAACGCCUAUCUCAGUGACCGCCUGCCCCUCGACCGGCCCCUGCCAGACCUCAGACCCAGUGGGUGCCGCAACCUCUCAUUCCCUGCCAGCCUGCCGGAGGUGAGCAUCGUGUUCAUCUUUGUCAAUGAAGCCCUCUCGGUGCUUCUACGCUCCAUCCACUCAGCCAUUGAACGCACACCUUCACAUCUGCUCAAGGAGAUCAUCCUGGUGGAUGACAACAGCAGUAACGAGGAGCUGAAGGAGAAGCUGACAGAGUACGUGGACAAGGUGAAUGGCCAGAAGCCAGGCUUCAUCAAAGUCGUGCGCCACAGCAAGCAGGAGGGCCUCAUCCGCUCCCGGGUCAGCGGCUGGAGGGCGGCCACUGCCCCUGUGGUGGCACUCUUCGAUGCCCAUGUGGAGUUCAAUGUGGGCUGGGCUGAACCUGUCCUUACCCGCAUAAAGGAGAACCGGAAGCGGAUCAUCUCACCAUCAUUUGACAACAUCAAAUAUGACAACUUUGAGAUAGAAGAGUACCCACUGGCAGCCCAGGGCUUUGACUGGGAGCUGUGGUGCCGCUACCUAAACCCCCCCAAGGCAUGGUGGAAGCUGGAGAACUCCACAGCCCCGAUCAGGAGCCCCGCCCUCAUUGGCUGCUUCAUUGUGGACCGCCAGUACUUCCAGGAGAUUGGCUUACUGGACGAAGGCAUGGAGGUCUAUGGAGGCGAGAACGUCGAGCUUGGGAUCAGGGUGUGGCAGUGUGGUGGGAGCGUGGAGGUCCUGCCCUGCUCUCGGAUUGCCCACAUUGAGCGAGCCCACAAGCCCUACACCGAGGACCUCACUGCCCACGUUCGCAGGAACGCCCUCAGGGUGGCUGAAGUCUGGAUGGAUGAAUUUAAAAGCCAUGUGUACAUGGCAUGGAACAUACCCCAAGAGGACUCAGGAAUCGACAUCGGGGACAUUACUGCAAGGAAGGCUUUGAGGAAGCAGCUGCAGUGCAAGACCUUCCGGUGGUACCUGGUCAGUGUGUACCCAGAGAUGAGGAUGUACUCAGACAUCAUCGCCUACGGGGUGCUGCAGAACUCUCUGAAGACCGAUUUGUGUCUUGAUCAGGGUCCAGACACAGAGAAUGUUCCAAUUGUGUAUAUCUGCCAUGGAAUGACACCCCAGAAUGUGUACUACACGAGCGGGCAGCAGAUCCACGUGGGCGUCCUGAGCCCCACGGUUGACGAUGACGACAACCGGUGCCUGGUGGACGUCAACAGCCGGCCGCGGCUCAUCGAGUGCAGCUACGCCAAAGCCAAGAGGAUGAAGCUUCACUGGCAGUUCUCUCAGGGAGGCGCCAUCCAGAACCUCAAGUCCAAGCGCUGCCUGGAGCUGCAGGAGAACAGCGACUCGGAGUUCGGCUUCCAGCUGGUGCUGCAGAAGUGUUCGGGCCAGCACUGGAGCAUCACCAACGUCCUGAGGAGCCUGGCAUCCUGA
Pipistrellus nathusii (Nathusius's pipistrelle) is the source of this 1824-nucleotide messenger RNA. The record is from the annotation of a GenBank genome assembly. NCBI's taxonomy places the organism in Eukaryota, Metazoa, Chordata, Mammalia, Chiroptera, Vespertilionidae.